Messenger RNA from Brassica rapa (field mustard), 1932 nucleotides. Its product is annotated as dihydrolipoyl dehydrogenase 2, chloroplastic. Gene Ontology annotation, molecular function: flavin adenine dinucleotide binding; dihydrolipoyl dehydrogenase (NADH) activity. NCBI's taxonomy places the organism in Eukaryota, Viridiplantae, Streptophyta, Magnoliopsida, Brassicales, Brassicaceae. Gene Ontology annotation, cellular component: mitochondrion; oxoglutarate dehydrogenase complex. The record is from RefSeq and is a predicted model, not a curated record. Gene Ontology annotation, biological process: pyruvate metabolic process; 2-oxoglutarate metabolic process.
CGUGAGCUAUACUUGUCAUCUCCCUCACUCCCAUUUUUCAGAUCUCUCUCUCUCUCUCUCUCUCUCUCUCUAAAAAUGCAAUCAGCUUUCUCUCUCUCCUUCUCACAGUCCUCUCUUACUCUACCCAAUCGUCCGCUCUGUUCACCGAAUGCCGCACCGAGGAAUCUCCGGUUCUGCGGUCUCCGGCGGGAGGCGUUUGGUUUCUCUCCGCCGAAGCAGUUAAACUCUUGCCGUUUCCAAGUCAAAAAUAGAAGGAUCGAAGUCUCCGCCGCUGCUGGUGGCAAUGGAGCUCCUUCGAAUAAGUCCUUCGAUUAUGAUUUGGUCAUAAUCGGAGCUGGAGUUGGUGGCCACGGAGCUGCAUUGCACGCCGUUGAGAAGGGACUCAAAACUGCCAUCAUUGAGGGAGAUGUUGUUGGAGGGACUUGUGUUAACAGAGGAUGUGUGCCUUCGAAAGCUCUUCUUGCUGUUAGUGGUCGGAUGAGGGAACUUCAGAACGAACAUCACAUGAAGUCCUUUGGUCUGCAGGUUUCAGCUGCGGGUUAUGACCGUCAGGGUGUGGCUGACCAUGCCAGUAACCUGGCUACCAAAAUUAGGAAUAAUCUCACCAAUUCUAUGAAGGCGCUUGGUGUUGACAUAUUGACAGGGUUUGGCUCUGUUCUGGGGCCACAAAAGGUUAAAUAUGGAAAGGACAAUGUUAUUACCGCCAAAGAUAUAAUCAUUGCUACCGGAUCUGUACCUUUUGUCCCCAAAGGAAUAGAAGUUGAUGGAAAGACUGUUAUCACAAGUGACCAUGCAUUGAAGUUGGAGUCUGUUCCUGACUGGAUUGCGAUAGUAGGAAGUGGUUAUAUCGGUCUUGAGUUCAGUGAUGUUUACACCGCCCUUGGCAGUGAGGUAACAUUUAUUGAGGCGCUGGAUCAGCUGAUGCCUGGAUUUGAUCCUGAGAUCAGUAAGCUGGCUCAAAGGGUUCUGAUAAAUCCAAGAAAGAUUGACUAUCAUACUGGAGUGUUUGCAAGCAAAAUCACUCCAGCAAAAGAUGGAAGACCAGUGAUGAUUGAGCUGAUUGAUGCUAAAACCAAGGAACACAAGGAUACUUUGGAGGUGGACGCUGCUCUUAUUGCUACAGGAAGAGCUCCAUUCACCAAUGGUCUUGGCCUUGAAAACAUCAAUGUAGCGACACAGAGAGGUUUCAUACCAGUUGAUGAGCGAAUGCGUGUUAUCGACGGAAACGGAAAGCUGGUUCCAAACCUGUACUGCAUCGGUGAUGCCAAUGGGAAACUGAUGCUCGCUCAUGCAGCCAGUGCCCAAGGAAUUUCAGUGGUGGAGCAAGUCACAGGUAGAGAUCAUGUGCUGAAUCAUCUUAGCAUCCCAGCUGCUUGUUUCACUCAUCCUGAAAUCAGCAUGGUGGGAUUAACAGAGCCUCAAGCGAGAGAGAAAGCUGAGAAAGAAGGAUUUAAAGUAAGUAUUGCCAAGACAAGUUUCAAGGCAAACACAAAGGCUCUAGCCGAAAAUGAAGGAGAAGGACUCGCUAAGAUGAUAUACAGACCUGACAAUGGUGAAAUCCUAGGAGUUCAUAUCUUCGGGUUGCACGCAGCUGAUCUUAUCCAUGAAGCAUCCAACGCUAUCGCAUUAGGAACACGCAUUCAGGACAUAAAACUUGCGGUUCAUGCACAUCCAACUCUGUCUGAGGUUGUAGACGAACUGUUUAAAGCAGCUAAGGUCGAAAGUCCAGCUUCAACAACGCCACAAAGUGUAAAAGCUGCUGUAUAAACAGAAUCUUGAGAUCAGCCUGUAACAAAAGUUUUGUGUUCCAAGACAUUUGUGUUUUAGCGACAUUCGCUAUGUAUCCACUUAUGCUUGUUCUAAUGUUUUUCCUUCUUUUUCUUAUUAUAUCUUCGAUCAUUAUUAUAACAGAAUAAAAAAGCAGAUUGUGAC